Exophiala mesophila is the source of this 1584-nucleotide messenger RNA. RefSeq lists its product as uncharacterized. The coding region runs from base 1 to 1584 and encodes 527 amino acids. The transcript is spliced from 5 exons. NCBI's taxonomy places the organism in Eukaryota, Fungi, Ascomycota, Eurotiomycetes, Chaetothyriales, Herpotrichiellaceae. The record is from RefSeq and is a predicted model, not a curated record.
AUGACUGCUACACCGGCGUACCAGUUCUUCGUCUCGAGCGGGAUCCCUCAGCCUGCGGAUGAACGCAUGCGAAGUCAUGCAAUCAAAGCUGCACUUCGGAUGCGAAAGCAAGGCUUUGGUGACGCAGAGGGUGGACUGGCAGGCAGAUCAUCCGCAAGUUCGAAUCUCACCCUUCGUUCUCAUGCACAGUUGAAAGGCCGAUUUCGCGCAGUACCAAGUCCUACUCCAAAAGCCGCUCCAGCACAGUUCUUGAACUCGUCCAAAAAAGGUCUUGUUGGGGUCGAUGUGCAGUCGAGAUGGCAGGAUUCCACCAACAUCACCCAAAGUCUGGACGGGUAUCAGCAACUAUCGACUACGCGUCACAGAGAAUCCAUACAGAACAGCAUCGAGAAAGCAAAGUUGGAUCCUUUCGAUAGUCUGCCGGUGGAGAACAAUUGGCGCGUUAAUCUUCUCCUCAAGCACUUCUUGACAGGCUUCAGCCUGAACCUGACCACAGUCGAUCCCCAACGCAGCUGGUUCUCAUACGCUCUGACAGAUCCUCUGAUCAUGCACACAACGCUUGCGCUGUCUGGGGCGGAAAGACUUUCAAGCAGCAUGGUCGUGGACCACAAUCUCAGAGAAGAAGUCGUACGACAAAAGCUCGAGGCCAUCAGCAUUAUCAAAUCUCAUCUUGACGGGCAAACCCUCGUUCAGUCCAUCAUUGCAGGUGUUGCCACCCUGGCCAACGUCGCCUGUUUCGAAGGAGCUUUCUCCGAGGCUGAUCUGCACAUGAAAGCUGUCAGACAGGUGAUUGAUGCCGGAGGGGGUGUAGAGAUGAUUCAAGACAACUUCCUGAUAUCUCGCGCGGUCAUAUGGACCGAUCUCCAGACAGCGAGCGCACUUGGUCGAGCACCAUACUUCCCUUUGCUUCACGCUCAUAGCCAGACCCAACUUCCACUGGAUCUCUUGGGGAAUGUGCCGCGCAUCAAGCUUGAUGCGGUCGAGCAGGUCGUCGGGGACGCAGACACUGUUGAAGUCUUUGCCUUUUUACGCCAAGCCAUCUGGGCUCGUGAUACAAACAAGAGCCCUCAUGUCAUUCGCAUCCUUAUGAACACAGCCGAUUGGAAGAUAUCCGAGUGUCUGUUAGGAGGAGUGUCUAAGAAUCCUCGGACCUCGCUUGAAGUCGCUCUGCUUUUGGGGGCACAAGUCUUUUUGUAUGCUGUUUUACGAAAAGUCCCGCCAGCCGGCAAACUACUUCAGACCCUACUGGCGCGGUUGGAACUGCAUCUGAAAAGUUUCGCGCCUAAUCUGGAAUCGUCUGUCGAGAUUCACGCAUGGUUGUGGCUCCUUUUUGUGGGAUUCGUGGUUGAAUCUUCGAAUCCACAAGUACGAUCAAACAAGUUUGCAUUACAGCUAGAAGUUUUCUGCCGAUCAACUGCGAUCUUGGACAGGGGCUUCAUGGUUCAAACGCUCAAGGAUUUUCUUUGGGCAGAAGCUCAUCACGGAACAGCAUCAGGGGGCGAUGACACCAUCCUUGUCGCCGUUAGUCCUUCUAACCGGAUUCAAGGGCUUGAAGCUGGCAUCGUCCAGGCGGAGGUCUGCUGA